GCCAAUGUCAGUGCGGGGGUCAGACUCCGCUCCCCGCGAGGGGCGCAGCGGUUGCUAAGUGCUGGUAGGAGACGGAUCCCGCGCCAGCAGCCAGGGGAAGGGGGAGGCGCGAGCGAGAGCGCGUGGGAGCGCGGAGGCCAGAGCCGGGAGGGGGAGCGAGCGGAGAGAGACGCCGGGGAGGCGCGCGGGAGCGAACGCCCGCCCGGGAGCCGGAGCCCCGCAGCACUGCGGCCGCGCCCUUGCCCGAGACUGUGCGGCCGCCCAGUCCCGCUCCGCCCGCCGCCGCCAGGGCUCGGAAGGAUGGAGGACUCCCGGGAGACGUCGCCGUCCUCCAACAACUCCUCGGAAGAGCUCAGCUCUGCCCUGCAGCUGUCCAAGGGCAUGUCGAUCUUCCUCGACAUACUGAGGAGAGCAGAUAAAAAUGAUGAUGGAAAAUUGUCCUUUGAAGAAUUCAAAGCAUAUUUUGCAGAUGGUGUUCUGAGUGGAGAAGAAUUACAUGAGCUCUUCCAUACCAUUGAUACACAUAAUACCAACAAUCUUGACACAGAAGAACUAUGUGAAUAUUUUUCCCAGCACUUGGGUGAAUAUGAGAAUGUACUAGCAGCACUUGAAGACCUAAAUCUUUCCAUCCUGAAGGCAAUGGGAAAAACAAAAAAAGACUACCAAGAGGCCUCAAAUUUGGAACAAUUUGUAACUCGAUUUUUAUUGAAGGAGACCUUGAAUCAGCUGCAGUCUCUCCAGAAUUCUCUGGAAUGUGCCAUGGAAACUACUGAGGAACAAACCCGUCAAGAAAGGCAAGGGCCGACCAAGCCGGAAGUCCUGUUGAUUCAGUGGCCUGGAAAGCGAUCAAGUCGCCGAGUCCAGAGACACAACAGCUUCUCCCCUAAAAGCCCUCAGUUUAGUGCCUGCGGUCCAGGCUUGUUAGAAGAAGAUAACCAGUGGAUGACCCAGAUCAAUAGACUCCAGAAAUUAAUUGAUCGACUGGAAAAGAAGGAUCUCAAACUUGAACCACGGGAAGAAGAAGUUAUUGAAGGGAAUACUAAAUCUCACAUCAUGCUUGUCCAGCGUCAGAUGUCUGUGAUAGAAGAGGACUUGGAAGAAUUCCAGCUUGCGCUGAAACACUAUGUGGAGAGUGCAUCCUCCCAGAGUGGAUGCUUGCGUAUUUCCAUACAGAAGCUUUCCAAUGAAUCUCGGUACAUUAUUUAUGAGUUUUGGGAGAACAGCAGUGUGUGGAAUAGCCACCUUCAGACUAAUUAUAGCAAGACAUUCCAAAGAAGCAACGUGGACUUCUUGGAAACUCCAGAACUCACAUCUACUAUGCUAGUUCCUGCUUCAUGGUGGAUCCUGAACAAUUAGAUGUUCCUAGACAUUUUAUGGUUCCAAGUGCAAAACAAGUAUUCUUAUUGAAAAUGUGAAUUAGAAAAUUCUCUGCAGUUACUAAUCUACUCUGUACUUUUGUUUAAUAUAUUUAAGAUGUGCACUCUUCUAAAAUGUCUUCUUUAUCUUUUAUGUGAAGUUUACCUAAAUUUUUGAAGUUCACUAUUCUGUCUUUGCUGUUUUGCUACAUUGUAACCUAAACCCUUCAGUGGCAGAAUCUUAAUACGUGAAAAAAAGUAUACACAUAAAGGAAAAAAAUUGUGAAAAAGAAAUGAUAAAAAAUAAUUGAAGUGGGAACUUUUAGAGUAUCACUUCAUAGGAUAGCUUUUGUAGAUUUGUCAUAAACUAUCAAGGUUAAAUCAGUGUUUUGUCAUUUUUAAGUAACUGAUUUUCUGUGAAGUUUAUUCUUUGGUAGUGCUCACUCCAUUACCAAUUCAUGAUCUUGUAAGUAUUCACUUUACUGAAAAAGCUAACAUGUGACCCAAAAUGGUGUCCUUACGUGCAGAGAGAGCGAAAGAAGGUGCACAAAGAAAAGGCCACGUGAGGACACAGUAAGAUGGUACCAACAGCAAGCCAGAAGAGGCCUCAGAAGAACUCAGCCUUGCUAGCACCUUGAUCUUGGACUUCCAGGCUCUAGAACUGUGAGAAAAUACCUUUCUAUUGUUUAAGCUAAAAAAAAAAAAAGUUAAUACAUGAGCAUACAAUAAUAGCCUUGGCUGUAAUCUAUAGACUCUAUAUACCUAUCCUGUUAUAAACUGGUUUUUCACAAGUGAACAAUUCUGUGAUAGUUAGGGUACCAUUUGGUACUGUAACACCUUAUAUCAUUUAUUAUAGCAUCAUAAUUAUAUGUAAGUUCAACAAAUCAAAAAAAUAGAAUUUUACUUUGAGAAAAUUUGAUUCAAAUUUUUUGACAUAUGAGCCAGAGGACUAAUUUACUUCUGGAAAAUAGACAUUUGCAUUUAAAUAAUAAUUCAAAUAUUUAAAUAAUAAAAUUUUAAACUAAGUGAAUGAAGAAAUACAAAACAAGCACAAAAUUUUAAUAGCAUUCCCUCUUCCCAGGGAAGAUACUGGACAGAAAACCUUUUCCAGUUUUAACACUAGAAUGACAAUUCUAAUUUCACCAGAACAGUUGGUGUGUUCUGUGUACCUAGUACACUUUGCUAUACAGGCUCAUAUAGUUUUAAUAAAAUCUAUUCUGAUAAAUGCUGCUAAUAAAAAUCCAGUGCAUAUUAAGUCUGUUUCUCUAUUAUUCUAUAAUCCAAAUUCCUUUGAAACCACAGGUCUUCAAGGAAAAACUGUAAGGCAAUUUUUUUUUUUUUUUACUGUUGGAAAAUUCAGAUUGAACUAAAUUAUAUUUUUAAAUAUAAAAUUUGACCUAAAAUUUUCUCAAACGAAUUAGCUUCUAUCAAAGUUAUACCUUUGUAUAUGCCUCAGUCCUCAUCCAUCUAAGUAAUUUUUUUCAUAACUUCUACAAGACAAGGGCAGUAAAUUUUGACACAUACACACAUAUAUAUAGUCAUUUCUAAAGAUGACAAACACUAUGAAACAACACCUGGCUCAACUCUUUUAAUUUAUAUACAAAGCGGAGAACAUUAUUGGAGAUGUACAAUGAUUACUCAAACAAGCUAUACAUAUGUACAAAGGCAAAGAGAUAAUAAAACAGACUUUGCAGUCUCACUCUGAUUAUAUACAGUGACUUUUGACAUAAAACUCCUUGAAAAGGUUGGUUAUGAAUGGUUUCAAAAAAUACAAAUUAUGGCCAAUCAAAACAUAUUUCAGUAUUAGAUUCGGAAAGUACCUAAGUCUUUUAAGUGUGAGGCAGUUUGCAAAGUACCAUGGUAGUAUGACUUUAAAAAGGUUUCUGCCCUCAGUAACAGUGCUGAGCGGAAGAGCUCUUUAGAUUCCAAACUAGAAUAAGUUCUAUUACCAUUUUUUUUAACUAGAGUCAAAAAAAAAAAAAACCAAAAAAAAAAAAAAAAAAAAAAAAAAACCUUUGAGAACAAGCAAAUAAUAAACCAAUUUAAUUAUGGUAAUACUGACCUCAGCUCUUAUACAAAUUAUACAUAAAUUGUUGUGUGUGUGUGUAUGUAUAUACACACUGGAACCUAUAAUAAUAUAAAGGGAAAAUAGGACAAAAAAUAAAUCUGGGCCCUAGCGGUUUAAAUGUAUCAUUUUUAAGUAACCCGGAAAUUUAUGGUUUUAGCGUAUUUUUUCUCCCCUGGGGAGCAAAGUAAUGAAAAGUAGUGUACUAAAAGACCAAGAUGGGAAGCCUACCAUGGACUAAAGCUUGAAUCCAGGUAAAAAGCCCAAAGACAAAAUUCUACCAGAAGAAAAAGGUACUGGUUUUAGGAGUUCAGAAUUCAGUUUAUGAUAAACUUUCUGCCAAAUGAGGGUCUUGAAUGCCUUGCCCGUAGACCUGGGGCUUUCUGAGAAUAGAAUUAGGGAGAGUUUACACUUACCUUUAUAUCAGCAAUUUUUUUUUGACACUAUGCUGGAAGAAACUCUUUUUUUCAAUAGUAACGUCCAGAGUGACAAAAUGCAGGAGAUUUAUUAUAUAAAAUUUCUAGGAGCUAAAACCUUAGCCCCCAAAUUCUUCAUCCAUACAUGUUCUUGUCAUAAGAAAUUAAAGAAUUGAAACUUAAUGUACCUCAAUUACUUGCAAAUGCCUAAAUCUUUCCUCUUUUGGAAAAAAAAAAAAAUCAGUAUUAAUUUGUAAUUGCCUAACUUCUUAUGUUCAUGGAGUCUAAUUAGAGACAAGUAGCAGCUGUUUUUCACCUUGAAUUUCAUUGUUUCCAAAUUGUCAAUCUCUGCUAGUAAUCAUGAAUAUUGAAUAAUUUUAUCAAAAACUUAGAGACCAAAGAAAUGCCUGUUAAAAUAUUCUCCUUCCUGUCAUUGAGAACUAUGCAUUGACAUCCUGGGUCAUUUUAAGCCUCUGGAGAGAUUGUAAAGAUCCUUUCAGAGUGCUGGUAUGAAAUUAGUGGAAAACAGAA
Messenger RNA from Lutra lutra (Eurasian river otter), 4367 nucleotides. It is a transcript of the gene NECAB1, whose product is annotated as N-terminal EF-hand calcium binding protein 1. Gene Ontology annotation, molecular function: calcium ion binding. The transcript is spliced from 13 exons. NCBI's taxonomy places the organism in Eukaryota, Metazoa, Chordata, Mammalia, Carnivora, Mustelidae. Gene Ontology annotation, cellular component: cytoplasm. Gene Ontology annotation, biological process: regulation of amyloid precursor protein biosynthetic process. The record is from RefSeq and is a predicted model, not a curated record. The coding region runs from base 301 to 1356 and encodes 351 amino acids.